This is a messenger RNA of Racocetra persica, 1119 nucleotides long. The record is from the annotation of a GenBank genome assembly. NCBI's taxonomy places the organism in Eukaryota, Fungi, Glomeromycota, Glomeromycetes, Diversisporales, Gigasporaceae.
AAUGAAAUUAAUAAACAAUUAGGUCGUGGUGGUGAAAAUAAAGUAAUUCUUUUAAGACAAAUCUUAAAAUCAUUUUUAAAAAGUAUUAUAAAAGAGGCUCAGUCGAUAAACGGUAGUGAAGAGAUAUGGGCUGGAGAUCUUCUGUAUAGUUGGUGUCUAAAUGGACGAAUGAAGGCCGCAAAUGCCCUUGGAAUUCCUUUAGAAAAACUCCCUACUACUAAUAACCACCUUGAAGGAAUGAAUGAAUAUUUGAAAAAUAAUCAAUUAAAUCGAUUUCAAAGAUGUGGCCACCUUCUUAGAGCUGAUAUACUUUAUAUUGCUCUUGUAUAUGAACUUCUAAUGCAAGAAUUUUCACAAGUUGCCUAUUUAUCUCCAAGUAUAAAACAGAAUGAAUUAGCAAAAAAACUACUUGAAAUGAAAAAACCAACAGAUAUUUGUUGUCAAUACUUUGACUUUCUUCAAACUGGUAUCUUGUGUAAGCAUCUUCAUGCUGCUGCUCUUUAUAUCAAUAAACUUCGUAAACAAGAGCAGUAUAUGUAUUUACCCGAAAUAACUUUUCCAACUUACCAAGAAGCUCAACAAAUUUAUUAUAAUCAAUAUGCCGACAGAUCAGAAAUGCCGAUAAGUUCUGAGAUUAAUAAUGAAGAUAACGAUAACGUAGAUGAUGAGAAUGAAAAUAUAGACAAUAAAAGCAAUAAUCACGAUAAUAAUGAUAACAUAACAUCACCAUUUAAUAUACCUGAAUCGACUGAACCAAUAUCUAAUAAAGCCAACAUUGAUACUUUAAAUACUACCGCUAUAUGCAAACAAGAAUUUAAAGAAUUCUUAGAAUCUACUUUGAGAAGUCUCCAAAUAUUGCAAGAAAAUUCAAUAUUGUUCCAGAACCUAAUUGAAUCUGAACAAUUAUCAAUGCAAGAACUAUAUAAUAUGAAUGAUAAUCGUACCCUAAUGACUCACCUUCGCGACCUUAUUGCUUCAAGCUCUUUCAAAGAAGUACAAAAUUUGGUAGACAUAAUGUAUAAAGACACAAAUCCUCAUAGACAUGUAACUUCUGGUGCUAAUAUCCUUCCGCUAGAGCGAGAGAUUAAACAACAAUGGAGACAAUCCUACAAAAGCUAA